Molecule: messenger RNA, 690 nt
Organism: Pseudocercospora fijiensis CIRAD86
Lineage: Eukaryota; Fungi; Ascomycota; Dothideomycetes; Mycosphaerellales; Mycosphaerellaceae
Exons: 2
Coding region: 1-690 (229 amino acids)
Source: RefSeq, a predicted model, not a curated record
AUGUGGAACACGCCUGUGCUGGCCAAUGGCAGUGGUGGGCACGUCGCAGCAGGGAGGAAGAGACGGGCGGAUGAGUCAAGCGUGAGCAGCGAUGCCGAGCGCUUUGCGAAACGCUUCAACCUCCUGAACCUUGGCGCCAUCAAUGGAGAUCACCGCAACAGCAACUACUACAUCCCCCUCGCGCCAUCGCCGAGACCAAGCUCCGCCGCGACCAAGGCAGAAAGCGUGAAAGCAGCAGCGGCCACAGCCGACCAUGAGUCAAUGCAAGUAGAUGAGACGCGUGAUCGCGUGUAUGUUCACAAUCUGGAUGAAGAGCUGGCAGACGUGGAGUCGGACGAGGAGAAGCUGAUCUUCCUGCCGGAUAUCGUGAAGCAGUUCAGCAAGAUCCCAAAGCACCUCCUCACUGCGCGCAGAGACGAUGACCACGAGGGCCAAGAGCUCGUGCUGUAUAGCGAGCCCAAGCCGCUCACUUCGGGUGAGGGUUCGAAUGCGGUUAGGAAAGCGAUUAUAGAGUCACGGCAGAGAGCGCGUGAGAAGGCAGCGGAGGAAGCGCGUCAACGGGACAUGAAUUGCAAGUACGAGCAUGGAGGCCAUGACGUUGUGGAGACUGCACAUGGCUAUGGCAGUGGGUAUGCGACAGGCCAUUCACAGGACAUGGACGAUGAUCCAGACGCCAUGGAUAUGGACUGA